Molecule: messenger RNA, 629 nt
Organism: Selaginella moellendorffii
Lineage: Eukaryota; Viridiplantae; Streptophyta; Lycopodiopsida; Selaginellales; Selaginellaceae
Product: cytochrome c
Exons: 3
Coding region: 14-358 (114 amino acids)
Biological process (GO): mitochondrial electron transport, cytochrome c to oxygen; mitochondrial electron transport, ubiquinol to cytochrome c
Cellular component (GO): mitochondrial intermembrane space
Molecular function (GO): electron transfer activity; heme binding
Source: RefSeq, a predicted model, not a curated record
CCCAGGGAUUAUCAUGGCGACAAGCUUCCAGGACGCGCCAGUCAUUGUCCGCAAUGCCGCCAAUGGGCGCAAGAUUUUCAUGGCCAAAUGCUCAGACUGUCACGCAGUGGAGAGCGAUGGCGGCCACAAGCUUGGCCCCAAUCUCCACGGCUUGUUUGGAAGGCAAGCAGGGACCGCGCCAGGCUACGCAUUCUCGCCGGCGAACAAGAACACGAAAGUAAUCUGGGACGAGAGAGCGCUUUUCGACUACAUUUUUGAUCCGAACAAGUUCUUUCCAGGAACGAAAAAGCCCUAUGAUGGCCUCGCUUCCCCGCAGGAGAGAGUCGACCUGAUCGCGUUUUUGAAAAGAGCGUGCUGACCGGCCGUAAAUUUUCUGACUGCCUGUAGCCAGUUGCUGGAAGUUCUGAGAAGGGCUUGGCAAUUCUGGCGGAAUUUUCUUGACGAUCCUCGUGUCCAAACGGGACAUACCUAUUUUGAGAGCGCUUUAUCUCUUGAGGAACUUCAUCGGUUUGCUUUUCGAUUUUACUACUUCUUUUGUAGACUUUUACGACCUUUCGCACACACUGGAUAAUCUUAUCUAUGGUUUCGAUUCCAUUUAUAAUUAAAAUGAAACACGCAAACUACUAUAA